CAAGUUUGUAAUACUCAAAUAUGUCAAUCAGGAAAAAAUAAUACACACGGCGUCAAUAACAAAGCUAGUAUGGUCUACGUACAUGUCUGUCUGUGUAUUGAGGGAAUUCAGGUCAUUCGGAUUGGUUUCGGUUAUACAGAUACUGCCAGUUCACAAUUCUGGUAAGCCAACAAGGAGAGUGUUGCCUGUAUUGGAAAGGUUUUCCGUUCCUGUUUUCGAUGCAGUAUGCAGCGUAAUAUCUGGUUAUAACACAUCGGAUAACUCCCGAUUAUGUCGACUGAAGAACACGGAGAGGCGAAAUGUGGGUGCUGUUUUGAAUUGCUUGUUGAGCCAACUACAUUGGUGUGUGGACAUACGUUUUGUAGACACUGUCUCGCCAAGUGGACUGUCACCAGUGGGCGGCGACUUUGUCCAACCUGUAAAUCCGAAUGGAGAGGUUCACCAAAGGUUAAUAUUAUCAUCAGAGCUAUGUUGGAGAAAUCAUACCCUCAAAGACUAGAAGAGAGAAUAAAGGAAGUAGACACCGACAAAAAUCAUCGUAUAAUCUCAACGUUUGACAGUAUGAAUAGUUCUGUAACAGACCAAGAAACAAUGCAAUUGUUACAAAAUGGCGUCCAAGCCAAUCGAGAUGACAUCGAAAAUAAUGGCCAGCCUAGAUGGAAACACUUUUCGUCUGGUAUUACGUUGGGUGCGCUGGUCAUCUGUAUCCUGGCCUAUACUUUGAAUAUAGGUCCGAAGGUGCAGAUCAACACACCAGUGAAAGAAUGGAAUACUGAUGACGUAGUCACGUGGAUGGGUCAGCUUGGUACAUGGACUGACCGUUACUCUGAUAGCAUCAGAAAUAAUGGCAUAGAUGGCAAAAGGUUGAUGAUGCUGGAGGAUUCUGAUGUCAUAGCAACACUUCACAUGACCGAUAAACUACAUAGAAAAGUGUUUCUCCGUGAAGUAGCCAUACUGGUGACUACUGGAACAAAACGGCCAGUAAAUUUCUGGGAGUACAAAUCCAUGUUUCCAUUUUACACAUUAUUAUUGCUGUUUGGAUUUAAACUCUCACCCCGGAUUACCAUUGGAUACCUCUACUUGUUUGAGUAUAACACAGUUUACACCCGGUUCAUGAUGGGUGGUUUUUCCAAAUCUCCCCUCUAUGGAAUGGAGGAAGUAGAUAAUGCCUUUUCCAGGAUGUUCUACACAGUGUUGCUGCCCUAUAGAUUGGUUGGAACAUACGCACAUACGUGGUCAACUGUUCACUACUUUAUCAGCAAAUACAUACUUCUCGUCUGUUACAUGGCAACCGUGCAUGACAUCACGUGGUUCUACUUACUAAUUAGGAAAAGGUUCACCAGAACAGAUCUACGGGAUUUUCUCCGCCAUUACCGGAAUGCGAUGCUAUGGUUUGCGCUGUCGUCGUUUCUUCCGUGGUUUUUUUAUGAGUUUGUCUUCUAUUACAAUGCUCUGUAUCUUAUUGUAGAUUACACAAGAGGUACUUAUUUAUCAUGGAGUAAGCUCAAUUGGAUUUAGGGGAUGUCAGGGUACUCAUCAUGAGUAAAUGGAGAGUAUCUAUACUAUUACCACACUCAAACGGUUUCAGGUUCUAUUUGUGUCUUUUAAAUUUAAACAGGAUAAAUAAUUUAUGGCAUCCCGUAAAAAAUUAUCUGGUGUUUUCCAACUAUUUUGUAUCGAGCUUUCGGUAUUGUAAGCGAUGAUUUCAAGGGUGCCGGAAUUUUACUUGUUGGUGAAAAUUAGAUAUAUUUCUAUAGUGUGGUUAUAUAUAUAUAUUUACAUUUACGAUUCAUAUAUCAGAAGAACAUGUAUUGUUUAUUGGGAAUGUUGAACUGGUUGAUGUGAACAGAUGGCAAAUACACCGGUUAAUCGGAAAGUUACAAAUAUUUGAUUUUGAAUCAACAAACAAGCACACGUCUCACAAUUCAAUCGAGUACAUCCACUACACACACUGUGAUACCCAGUAAUGAUAUCUUGGUUUAUAAAGUCCUCUCAUGGUUUCUAGUAAGUUAUGUACGGAUGCCUGUAAUUGUGAGUAAAUAAAUGCUAACAAUACAUUAGCAUCUUUACAAAUAUUCCUAGCGAUUUUUAAAAUUAAUUGUAAUCUGGUAUAAAGUUCUACUCUAUGUGAUAAUCAUAAUAUACUGCGGCAAGCACACGUAAACCGAACACUCUGGUGCUAAUUUCUACAAUUACUGUACUUCUACAACGUGGACAUUAAUAAAUGUAUACUUCCAGAACCUUACCUGCAUGCAUUGUUAUUUGUCGACAUAUGUACAUUGCUAAAUUUAUAUCAUAUGCCCACCAGAGUCUGACCAAAGAAAAAUUCCUCCCUUACAUUUUAGACUUGUCCACAUGUUGCCACCACAAUAUGCGAGUUGUUUAAACCUCUCUUACAUCGGGCGGAAAUGCUUAACACUUAGACCAGGGUCGGAUUAUCAUUUGUUGACGAUGAUAAGGGUCGGAUCAUCUGUUGGUGGUGGCCAGGGUCGGAUUAUCUGUUGGUGGUGGCCAGGGUCGGAUCAUCUGUUGGUGGUGGCCAUGGUCGGACCAUCUGUUGGUGGUUAUUAGGGUCGGAUCAUUUUCGGAGGUGACCAUGGUCGGAUCAUCUGUCGGCAGUGUCGGGAUUUGACACAUAUGUUGGUGAUGGCCAAGGUAGGAUCAUUUGUUUGCAGGGGCCAUGGUCGGAACAUUUUCGGCGAUGACCAUGGUCGGAUCAUCUGUUGACAAUGACAAGGUUUGGAUCAUCAUUUGGCUGUGGCCAUUGCCGGAUCAUCUGUUGACAAUGACCAUGGUUGGAUCAUCAUUUAUUGACGAUGACCAUGGUCAAAUCAUCAUUUAUUGACGAUGACCAUGGUCAGAUCAUCAUUUGUUGACGAUGAUAAUGGUGGCUCUCAUACAUAUGUUGGCACGAUUCACGUUGCACCAAGUGUAGAUAUUGAUAGCGCUAUUAAAUACUGUCGCUCGAUCAAAAUCA
Messenger RNA from Pecten maximus, 2977 nucleotides. RefSeq names its product bifunctional apoptosis regulator-like. Lineage: Eukaryota; Metazoa; Mollusca; Bivalvia; Pectinida; Pectinidae. The coding region runs from base 271 to 1518 and encodes 415 amino acids. The record is from RefSeq and is a predicted model, not a curated record. Gene Ontology annotation, cellular component: nucleus. Gene Ontology annotation, molecular function: ubiquitin protein ligase activity; protein binding; metal ion binding. Gene Ontology annotation, biological process: proteasome-mediated ubiquitin-dependent protein catabolic process. The transcript has 8 exons.